UGAAAAUGAUAUAAAAAUUGUGUGAAAACCCGAGUACUUUUUGAGACAUGGGCGCAGCCAUAUUUAAAGACGAGAUUUCCGGUUCCGGUUUGCCAUAGCAACGUUUACACACAGCAGUGGGGAAAGAUGGCAGAGCCAACAACAGUUUCUGAGGAUACUCCAAGAGAGGGAGAUGAUGGUUCAGCUGACGAUGCUAAAAGUCAGAAAAGUGGACCAAAAAGUCAGACAGGGUCUAAACCAGUCUCUAGAGCAGGGUCUGCCCAGUCAAAGAAGAGUGGCAAAAGUGUUGGUGGAGAUAAGAAGGCGAGUGGUCCGCCAUCACCGACUGGCUCUGCUAAAGACAAUCCAGCAGCAGAUUGGAGAAACAUGCGUCGGAUCAUAGCUGAAGAUCCAGAAUGGUCAUUGGCUACAGUUCCACUACUCGUAGAAAUUACACUAAAAAAUAUCAUUGAAGAUUUUGAAAAUAAUUCUUCAAUCUUGAACAGCCUGCUUGCAAAACAUAAAACCAGAGUGCUAGAGAAAAUAUCUACAAACAUCCCACUGAAAAUCACUGCCAACUUGGUGGAGGAUGAGGGAUACUGGAAACGUUGCUGCAAGGCACGCUGGGAUAUCUGUGAUGUUGCUGCAUUUGGUGCUAGUUGGAAGCGAAUGUACUUUGAGAGAAAUCUUCAAGAAAUUAUUGAACAGUUUGUACCAGAAACAACAGAUCCAACAUGUCUCAAUGAGACCUUACCACUUUCAGCUAAUUAUGUUAAGAAAAUAGACAUCCGUCAGUUACUGCCUCCAGUAAGGGAAGCCCCUAAGGGCCCAGACUUUGAUGAUGCCUCAGAUGCUGGCAGUGAUGCUGGGGAUGAACCAGAAUGUGAUCAUUUCAACUUUGGCCCUGUUUUGAAACAGCUUCCUAAUCUGGAAGAAUUGCAUCUAACCUAUGGUGUGAAAGACUGUGGUAUGAAUUUUGAGUGGACACUUUUUCAAUUCACAGCCAGGGACUGUUUACAACUAGCCCAGUGUGUGGCUGCAUGCAAAACUCUCAAAGUGUUUAGACUUCACAGAAGUAAGGUAGAUGAUGAUAAAGUUAGAGUAUUAAUAAGUCACAUACUAGACCAUCCAGGUCUAAUAGAGCUCGACCUGUCCCACAAUUGUAUAGCCGACCGUGGAGCUCGUGCAGUGGGCAAGUUCCUCAAUAACCACAGCCAGCUUGUGAAACUGAACUUGUGUGACAACCAGAUCAGGUCAACAGGUGCACAAGCUAUUGCUCAUGCCCUGACAAAGAAUACCACGCUUCUUCAUUUGAAUCUGAGAUUGAACCGGCUUGGUGAUGAAGGUGGUCAGGCUAUCGGCAGAGCCUUGUUGAAGAACUCUACAUUGAGAGAGAUCAAUCUUGGCAGUAACGAGCUGGCAGAACCCACCGCAGCCAUACUGUCCCAGGUGGUGAUUCAGAACAUGACUAUAAAGUCUAUAGAUCUAUGCUGUAACAGACUUGGACCUGAUGGAGGUAAACAGUUACAGGAAGGCAUGGAGGAGAACUCGACCAUCACCACCAUGGACCUUCGCCUCACAGAGUGCGGUCAGGAAUCUGAGUACUGUAUCAACCAGCGCUUACACUCCAACCAGGAAAAGGAACGUGAGAGCCAGAUGAAAGAUCAACCCAUUGUAUCAAAGAAGAUUCAGCCACAAGCUGCACACAGAUUUAAGCCUAAACCGUCACAGAAGGCAUAGACUUGCAUUUCACACUGACUGAUUCCUGAAGAAAAUUGAAAUAUUGAUUUUUAUUUGAAAUAAUUUUAUAAACAUGAACAAUUUUAUGCAUUAUAGAUAAUAUUGUGCUUACUAUGGCAUUAUUCUGAUGUUCAAAGCCAAAGUAAACAAUUGUCUUAUAAACUUAUAGACCCAUUAGUUUGUUCAAUUGUUAAGUGUUUGUUAAGCAUUUUGUGAUAAAAUCAUGUUAAACUGUGCUUGAUUCUUGGAAUCUGCAAAGACUGUGAUUGAUUCCUGCUGCACAUUUGUUUUUUCAACUACUCAGAAGAUGUAAUAUCAUAUAAACUAUCAUUUACAAGAACAUUAUGCUCUCUGACCAGUGGCUUUUUGCUUUCAAACUUUGUCCAGUUGCUUGAUAUUCGGAUUUCUAGUGUUGUGCAAGAACAGGCCACCAACAACAUUAUGUUUUUCUUUGUUGAUAGAAACUAUGUAGAAUUUUUAAGAUUUUCAUUCAGUUAGAAAAUAUCAUGUGUUCUGAAUUGUGUGUCUUAUAGGGAUUUACAGGUAAAAUUGUGGACAAAAAAAAUAAAAUCUUUUAAAUCAUUGUGGAAACAACAUUUCUCUUAGGCAUUCUCACUGUGGCAUGAAUAAAAACUAAUUUCAUAGGAAUCUAGUUGUGGAAAAACUGAUUAAUAUGUGUAAAAUCUAAGGAUUCUUGACAUUGUGUAUGUCCCAAAUGAAACAUUUCAUGACACUUGCAAUAAUAGAGAUUUACUGUGCAAAGUAAUGCAAGAGUUACAUAUAUCAAUGCUUUGAAGAAAUAUUUAUAACUUUAUUAUGUAAGGAGAAGCUAAAUUUUGUCCUUGCAUAUAUGCAGAUGUGAUGUGUCUUUAUUUACAAAAACACUGUUACCAAAUAAAGCAUGUUUCAUUGUAA
Molecule: messenger RNA, 2634 nt
Organism: Mercenaria mercenaria
Lineage: Eukaryota; Metazoa; Mollusca; Bivalvia; Venerida; Veneridae
Product: dynein regulatory complex subunit 5-like
Exons: 5
Coding region: 127-1719 (530 amino acids)
Molecular function (GO): protein binding
Source: RefSeq, a predicted model, not a curated record